Molecule: messenger RNA, 2716 nt
Organism: Magallana angulata
Lineage: Eukaryota; Metazoa; Mollusca; Bivalvia; Ostreida; Ostreidae
Exons: 2
Coding region: 1266-2168 (300 amino acids)
Source: RefSeq, a predicted model, not a curated record
UUCCCUAAUUGUCAUCAUUAAAGAACUUUCUAUAUCACUUCAAGAUCAAUACCUUUAUAUCUCUGUUAGCAAUUUCCGAGUAAUUUAUUGACAGUUUUAAACAGCCGCUUUUUUUUCAAUCAAUGAAAGAGAAGUGAUACGGUGUGGUCGGGAAAAAUUAUUGACAAUUAUUCUGGGUAGAUUUGUUUUUAAAUGCAAAAUUGUUGAAUAAAUGUUUAUUCUUUUAAGCCUUUCCUUCCGACAAAAGUACAUGUAGCAAGAUUUCGGCAAACAUAUUAAGCGCGAGACUCUUCCAGGAACUGCGCCUCUUUUCUGGAGGACUUUUGAAAUCUUAAAGAAAAGAAAACUGAAGCGGUCAGCGGAUAAUGCAGUCACCAUAAUCGCUUGCUCGUCUCUGAGUAUUUCCCCCCGAUAUUUUGAGGGAUGAAAAAGUCUUUCCUGGUCACAAACUUCACGAGCUGACAUUGAAAUUGAUGCUGUUUUGAGGGAUUUUGUGGAAUUUAUGCUGACCGAUACACCAAGGCUUGCACACCACUUGAGAUAGCUUUUUUUUCGCCGUGCACAUGCCUCACGACGCUUCAGUGAGAUUAAUUGUGAUUUGAUAAAUACCGUGGUCCUCGAAUCUGCUUUGUGACAAAUAAGGAGGAUUACAAAAUUGAUUUCUGGCCUUGGAAAAGGUUGUUAAAACAAUCCACCAAUAUUAGCUCGCUCAUUUAAUCUGUUGAUUGAGCGUUGCUUUAUACAAGUUUGCCAUUUUAAACUUUUACCUAAACACAGGAAAGACCGGUACUUAACAUUCAAAUCAAUAUUCAAUAUUGAGUUUUUUAAAGAAUGCAGAUUGGAUCGAAUUCUUUUCAAAUUUAUAAAGUUUCCGCCACAGUCGCUUAAAAAAAUAUUCAUUCAUAUGAUAAUUGAUUGACUUUGGUAAUAAAGCCUUCGCUCGGGAAAGCGCACCUUCACAACCAGGCGAACACGGGGAACAAUUAGUGACCAAUUGUGCUGUGUUUCAUCCAUAUUUGAUGAGUUGCUUGGUUUUUAAAUUCCUGUUUACGUGCCGAUAUAUGGCCGGGCAAUUAACGAGUUGAUUGGGAGAAAGUAAAGAUCUAAUGCAGUUUAUCUGGCGGUGAUAUUCUAUAUGAGAUAAUUUCACACUCGGCCGGGGGAAUGCGAGAUUGAUCGUAGAAGAUUGGGAAAGGUGUUAGUUUGUGGUGGAAUCAACGAAAAAAGAAAAGGAUUAUUAUUUAAACUGAUUUUUAUUUUUUAAAAUGUCCAAAUUUAUGUUUCACAUACGAUUUUCUAGUGAGGAGGAUUAUCUCCAUCAGCAUGAACUGUACGAGAUGCUGCGAUCCAGGAAUUUAUAUCAGGUGCAAUUCGAUUUAAAGAAAAGGUUGGAGAAACGCAUUCGCUCUAUAGAACUAGCUGAAAAAAUGCAUGUUGCGACUUCUCAGAGUAAGAAAACCAUGUUCCUUCACACGGUUCAAGAGCGCAUAAAGAAGAGGAAUCGGUUUGGGGAACGAUAUAAACGUAAUUUUUCUACCGGGGAUGUCGAGGAGGAAUUAGAAAACCAGCCCAAACACCAUCUUAAACGAUCUCCAAAGGUAAUCAGACAAACGAGCCAGGAACCUCCAGACACGAGCGAGAAAGAGGUGACCAGAAGUCAAACAGCGCCGGAAAUGGGUAUUUUUGAAAAAUACAAAGACGUAAACGCACCUUCAGACGAAGAACUAAUGACUUUGAGGCGAAACGUUACAUUCUGCGGUAAAUCUUUUCCUAUGGCAAAGAGUGCUAAGCGCCGCUCCCGACCUCAGCAUCUUCAGUCAGUAGAGGAAGUUCAACGAACCGACAAAUUAACAGAAAUUAACGAUAAACAAGAAAAUCAUUCCCAACUUUUACCGGAAAUCAAUGCGGGAAAUUCCAAACCAGACGAGACUAGGAAGAAAAGGACUUUGUCUCCAGCCAACCUGGCCAUUGUUAAAAAUAUGUCAAUGUUUGAAUCCGGCGUCACGGCACCAGACGGGCGGCUGAUACUGUCUAAAGAGGACUACGACGAAUUCAUCGAUCAGUACCGCCAGGCGCAGAAAAACUGGCUGCGUACACAGCGGCGUAAAAGUGAAAGUCUUGAGGAAAAAAUAAGAAACUUCAAAAUUGUAAGCGAUGAACCAUCUUAGGGUUUUUUAAAUAUACUUAGUGACACCAAACUUAUGAGGAGGAAUGUGAAUACCCUUGCUAAUUCUUUGCAAUACCAUUCCAAUACUUUGUUAGUUUAUAGAUUAUCUUGUUACAGUCCAAGACCAUUCAAACCUUCAAUUAUUUGAUGAAGAUUUAAACUAUCAAAUUUUCACGGGACAGUGACAAACAAAGAUAAACAAGGAAAGUUGGUUUUCUCAGCGCGCGAUCGUUCGAUCAAUUAUCGAUAGGUUUGCUUGGACCAUUUUGUGUAAUCUAAAAGGGAUUGAGAAUCGAUGUCCUGUACACUUCCUCAGAAGUGUCAAAGUUCGAACACAGCGGUAAAAAGAUACACUUCAAACAAAUUAACGUGUUAUCUUUUUAAUGUGAAAACGAUUCCAGACUUCAACGAUCGAACGAAGAACAGCCACAAAAAUACCGUUGCAUGAGGUAUGCCGUUUGGAGCGAUCAUUUGUUCCGACGCCUUGUAACAUUUACCUAGUAAAACUUGGGUUUUUUCGUUAAACUAAUAAAAUUUCUGUUAAUUAGC